AUGACCGCAUCGAAUCCUUUACAGAUUGUUGAUAUUUCUCAAGAGACGCGUGUCGCCGCUGCAGAACUUCUCGAUGCAUUGACUACUCAGGGGUUUGUUUUUAUCGAUGGGCAUGAUUUCACUCAAAUAGAGGUUGACUCGCUCUUCAAUCUAUCCAAGCAAUUUUUUCAACUUCCACGAGAGUAUAAGGAAAAGUAUAUUAUUGACAGUAGCCUGGGAAAAAACACUGGAUAUAUUAGUUUCACUCAAGAGAAUUUGGAUCCUUCCAAGAAAAAUGAUUUCAAAGAAGGUUUAAAUAUGAGUGAGUUAAAUUUGUUAACCGGUGAACCGGAUUGCAAUGGACCUAUACCUGAUUGGUUGAAAAAUGAUACCGAGAGGUAUGGCUUAAUUACUUCUUCAAUUAAAAAGUUGAAUUUGUUGAACUUGAAGUUAUUGGAAUUGGUGGCAAUUGCUUUGAAUGUGGAGGAUCAAAAUAAUGGUGAGUGUAAGGGCAAAGAUUGGUUUACGUCAAGGUAUAAACCUACAGAGAAAUCAGGGUCUACUUUUAGGUGGUUACACUAUCCAGUGGUGAAUAGUGAGCACCCGGAUGCAGAAAUUAGGGCUGGGGCGCAUACCGAUUAUGGCUCCAUGACUUUGCUUUUCCAAAGAGAAAACCAGGAAGGGUUGGAAAUAUACUCGCCCAUGAGCAAACUGUGGGAGAAAGUCCCCUUUGUGAAAAGUGAAAGAACUAAUAGUGGUACUGCUAAUGCUGGUGGUAGUGCUGUUGCCACAGAAGAAAAGAUGGCACCCCCAAUUGUGAUGAAUAUAGGUGAUUUAUUAAGCUAUUGGACUGCGGGCUUACUUAAAUCUACAAUACAUAGAGUCAGAUUUGAAAAUAGUGCAGGAAAGCAACAGAGAAACGAGGAUAGAUACUCAAUAGUAUUUUUUGCUCAUCCUAGUGAUGAUACGUUGUUGGAGCCUGUGCCUUGUGAUAUGAUUAGGCACAGAAGCAAAAUGGGAAGAGGCGUUGCUAAAGAUGAAGAGAAAGGAGAAUAUAUCACUGCAUUGCAGCAUUUGCAAAAGAAACUAGCCAACACUUAUACAAGGUAA
Molecule: messenger RNA, 1089 nt
Organism: Lodderomyces elongisporus
Lineage: Eukaryota; Fungi; Ascomycota; Pichiomycetes; Serinales; Debaryomycetaceae
Exons: 1
Coding region: 1-1089 (362 amino acids)
Molecular function (GO): 2-oxoglutarate-dependent dioxygenase activity
Source: RefSeq, a predicted model, not a curated record